UUGAGCAAGUGCAUGCAGAGAAGCAAAAUGGCGUCUACACAAGAAUUUUCAUCGCAGAUUGAUCUUCCAGCUGAACUGCUCCAAAUCUUUGAAGCAAGCAAUAUCACUUUGGAAACGUUAGUGCACAUUUCCCGAGACGAGCUCAUUGGAGCACUUCAAUCAAACGAAGCUGAAUGGAAUGUUGACGAAAUCUUCCGCCGGAUAACGGAGUGGCGAAGAACAAACGGAUACGAUCUUCUUACGUUCUCUGAAGUAUACAUAGAGGAAUGGAACGGCUCAUUGGAAGGCGAGGAAAUAUAUACUGAACCAUCAACUGAAACUGUAAAAAACAUUGCGACUACGCCAUAUCCAGGCAGUGAAAUUAUCACAGAAGAAUGCACUACAACUGAUAGUUUUGCAGCUGGCCAUAUCAAAGCUGAGCGUGAAUCAAUUCUUCAAGAUGGUAGUUUGGGACAUGAAACCGUCGGUAUCGAAAAUCAGCCUGCACUCUGUAACACACCAGCACCUAUAGCAGCAUUGAGCUGUCCGGUAGCAUCCGAAAUAAUCGACAUCAAAGCGAAUUUUCACAAUCACCCCGAAUACAAAGCAACCGAUAUUAGUAGCGAGGCGAAUUUCAUUCAUCGGAAUACAUCCGUGCUUGUAGGAGAUCUCAGCCACUCACAGUCAUCCGAAAAUCACAAGGCUCAAUACGUUCCACGACAAAUACUAGCGCCGGUAGGAAAACCCAGCUGUUCGCGAUCAACCGAUAAAAUCCCACUAGUAGAUCCCAACAAUACUGGCUUCCAGAAUCAAUCGGUUUUACGCAUCAUACCAGUACCUGUAACACAAUCAAGCUGUUCCACUGGAGCGGUAGACACCAAUUUGCAAAAUUACCAGGAAACCGAAUCCAUCGAUACAGUUAACGUACUGCAAUCGGUACCACCCAACACUUUAGCGCCUGAAGAAGAACCGAGCUGUUCACGACAAACCACAAAACUACAGAACAGGCCUGACUUUCAAAAUCAAUUAAACCUGAAAACAUGUGGUAACGAUAUCCAAGCGCAAAUCGUACCACGCAGCAAACCAGCACUUGUAGGAAGUUUGAGUAGCGUACGACCAACGGUAUUAACUGAAAUCGGUACUAAUAUCCAGGCGCAUCCGAGACUCAGGACCGUCGAAAUUGUUAACGAAGUUCGAUCCGCACCACGCAGCACAGUAGCAUCUGUAGAAGAAAUUGAUCAUCCACGAUCAACCGAAACAAUUGAAAACACACCUGGUUUCCAAAGUAAGCUGAUAGUUGAAGACAGCGGUAUCGCAAAUUCAAAUCGAAUCACCGGAGGCCUUGUCCCAUCACGAAGCACAUCAGAGCCUACGGAAGAACCGAACGCUUUUAAAUCAACCGAACAAGUAUGUCAAACAAAUAAGAUCAAAGCUGUCCAACGAUUCAGUGUGGAUAUACUGGUUCAAAUACUAAACAAAACGGUCACGGGAAAGGAUAUUUUAAAACGAGGUGACCGAGGCCCUCUGUCUAACGAAAGUCAACGUGAGCUCGUUGCGAUCAUUGCCGAUUACCAUAACACCUUGGGCAUUGCGAUAAAGGAGGAAAUUCUUCGUGACUAUGGUGAAGCCAUUGUAGCUAGAUUCAGACAAGAAACAUUGGACACUUAUUUUAUACCACGAAGUGGAAGGCGUAAGAACCACGGUGGUAAACUAUACAAUAGAAUAACGAACCUAAAACAAAAAAUAAGUAAGCGAGCCAACAGAGAAGAAGAACAUUUACAAGGGAAAAAGCCGAAAGUUGACGAAACUGUUGUCAGAAACGCGGCUGUUGAAGCAGCAAAACUGUGGUUGGAAAGGAAUUCUCGUCCAUGGAGUACAGUAUUGGACAAGUGGAUUGAGUCUUUCGAAGACAGAAAACCCAGACUCUUGAAUUCUAACAACGUUGAUGAAAUUCUCGCGAAACAGCGUCAUUACUCAGACGAGCAUGGAUAUCAGAUCGUUGAAAUUGAUUUCAAACUGCUGAAAUUAGGCGAAGACAAUUGUAUUAACAAAUGGAACCACUUGUUGCCAAAGAUUAUCCGGUAUCUCGACCAACCCUUCAAAGACGACGUAUCAGUGACGCUACUGAAUUUAAUAAAAUCGCCAGAUACGAACAAAGAUUCUACAAUAUCGGCUGUGCUCAUCCUACUGAAUAACGUUUUAAAACCAACUAAAGUAACUAAAACCUACAAGCCGUCGAUAUUAUCAGCGCAGGAAGACAUCAUCUUUUUUGCGGAAAGUGAUCAUCAAGUGGUGCAGAAAAUCAACGAUUUCAAUGCAACGUAUGAGUCACUAGGAUUUCAAUCGGUCCCAAAGUUGGUGUUCAGAGGCAAAGACGUUACAUCGUUGAGUGGCAGAUAUGAGGUGCAUUACAAAUCUAUUGUAUACACACUUGACACUGCAGAAAGAGCAAUCGAUGUUUUGGUGAAACUAAGCUCAGUUUUUGGCCUAGAAUAUUCAAGAAUUUGUCGACUAGUAUGGUAUUUUAUUUGUUCUUUCAUAUAUAAUAUUGCCGUACCAGAACAAUAUGAAUGCAUCAACAAGCUCAAACGGUUCUUAUCGCAGCAGUAAUAUGUUCUCCUGCAUGAUAGAAAAUUGCUCAGUCAAUUGUAUGCCAGUUUACACUUACUUAGAUCAUCUUACCUUAGUCCAUAAGGUCCCAAGGAAUUAUAGAUAUGUAUGUACAUUUCCAAGAUGUAUCCAAAUACUGUCAAAUUGGUACGUGUUCAAAAGACAUGUAUUGGGACACGUCGACAAUCUACAUAAAACCGAGCAUAAAACAACUCAUAAACAACCGGUAACUGAUAAUGAGCAUCUUCAAGAACAGACUUUGGAAAGACCAGAAGUUACAAACAAUGCCGAGCUCGAAGUGCAAGUUGAAGAGGAUACCGCACCAAUUACAUCGUAUUCCGAAAAUAUCAGAGAUAUCGAACAGGCAGCUUUAGAUUUCACAUUGGAAUUCCAUAGCGAAACGAAUUUUACGCGAAAUGAUAUUCAAAAUAUACAGAGAAAAGUUAAAAAGUUAAAUUGCACAAUUGCUGAAAAGAUCGAAGGUUUAUUAUCAUUAGAAAACAGAGAACCUCAAAUUGAAUUUGAAUUACAUAAAUAUAUGCAAAAGCUCCAGAACCCAUUUGAUUUCAUUGAAACCGAUUUUAAAUUGUUUAAAUAUUUAGAAGACAUGAAUAUUUUUCGUUUACCCACAAUGGUUAGAGUAGAAGGGGAAAAAACAACAAAAGAUUUGGAUUUAACUGAUGACGAGAUGAAAACAAACAUUGUAAUAAUGGAUAUCGAGUUCCAGCUUAGGUCAUAUUUCAGUUCUGGAGAUAUUCUUAAGGCUACUAUUGAAAACACUAAUAAGCUCGAAAAAAAACAGCGAAAUAUGUAGUAUUGUCAACGGAGAGUUAUGGAAAAGUAUAAAACAAAAAUAUCCAAAUGAUAUAUUAUUACCUCUGUCAUACUAUUCUGAUGAUUUUGAAAUCAACGACCCUUUAAGCGCACAUAAUAAAAGGCAUGUACUUUGUGGUUCUUAUUAUAGUUGCCCAACUAUUCCUGAACAAUACAGCUCAAAACUGAACAAUAUUUUUGUGGCAUGUAUGAUGAAGAAAGUAGAUAUCAAUGAAGUAGGAUUGAACAUGUUACUCAAACAAAUUGUCCAUCGCUUCAAAAAAAUAGAAGAACAAGGAAUCAUUUUUGAAAUUGAUAAAAAGCAGGUGAAAGUAAGAUUUAGUCUUGUACUACUACAAGGUGACAAUUUAGGUUUGCAUCAAAUGCUGAGUUUUCUGUCAUUUAAUGCCAACUAUUACUGCCGCUUUUGUCGAAGGUCACGCGAAGAAUGCCAGGUUGAUGUCGAAGAGCAUUGUAUGUUUCUUAGAACUGUACAAAAUUAUGACAAAGAUUUGAAUCUGCAAAGACCAUCGGAAACAGGCAUCAGGAGUGACACAGCGUUCAACGAACUUCCUUCUUUUCAUGCAGUAACAAAUAUCAGCGUUGACCCUAUGCACGACUUUUUUUGUAAUGGGGUUUGUAGUUUUGGCUUAACUGCUGUGAUGAAUUAUUGUAUUUACCAAAAAGGAUUCAUUUCGUUGAGCAAGUUUA
Molecule: messenger RNA, 4113 nt
Organism: Armigeres subalbatus
Lineage: Eukaryota; Metazoa; Arthropoda; Insecta; Diptera; Culicidae
Exons: 6
Coding region: 13-2589 (858 amino acids)
Source: RefSeq, a predicted model, not a curated record